AUGGUCUCUUCAUUGAUCACGGCGCGCUCUGCCCGCACGAUUUUGCCCAAUGCUGCUUCGAAGCGUUUCCUUUCCGACAUUGCCAUCACUAGGACGGGCAAGCCAAUUGUUCGCACGGAGGGUGGAAGAUCCUCUCUUGGAGGCCAUACCGCUACCGUUUUCGGCGCAACCGGUCAGCUCGGUCGCUAUAUUGUGAACAGGCUCGCCCGACAAGGAUGCACCGUUGUCGUUCCAUACCGUGAGGAAAUAACGAAACGCCACCUCAAAGUGACUGGCGACCUCGGGCGAGUUGUCUUUAUCGAAUAUGAUCUGCGCAACACAGCCUCAAUCGAAGCUAGCGUUCGCCACUCUGAUAUCGUCUACAACCUCGUUGGCCGUGACUAUCCUACCAAGAAUUUCUCUCUCGCCGAUGUCCAUGUCGAAGGAACCGAACGUAUUGUCGACGCUGUGGCGAAGUAUGAUGUCGAUCGUUAUAUUCAUGUGUCCUCGCACAACGCCAGCACUGCGUCAGCAUCCGAGUUCUUUGCCACAAAGGGACGUGGGGAGGAAGUUGCGCGAGGCAUCUUCCCGGAGACUACUCUUGUUCGCCCUGCUCCGAUAUUUGGGUUCGAGGACAACCUACUUCUGAAGUUGGCGUCUGUGUUGAACUUGUUCACGGCCAAUAACAUGCAAGAGAAGUUCUGGCCAGUCCACUCAAUCGAUGUUGGCGCUGGUCUGGAAAAGAUGCUAUACGAUGACUCUACAGCAGGCCAAACCUUUGAGCUGUAUGGCCCCAAGCAGUACAGCAUGGCGCAGAUUGCCGAAAUGGUCGACAAAGAAAUUUUCAAACAGAGGAGACACGUCAACAUACCGAAGGCUACUCUCAAGCCCGUUGCUGGCGUUCUCAACAAAGCCCUUUGGUGGCACACUAUGUCGGCCGAUGAGGUGGAGCGGGAGUUCAUCGACCAAGUCAUUGAUCCUGAGGCCAAGACUUUCAAGGACCUUGGUCUUGAGCCCGGCGACAUAGCCAACUUCACCUACCAUUACUUGAUUCAGCAAGGCUUCCGCAGCCAGAACUACUAUGACCUACCCCCAGCGACGGAGAAGGAAAAGCGUGAAGACAAGAAGUAUAUCCAUGUCUUGGAUGAGUUGUAA
Messenger RNA from Cordyceps militaris CM01, 1134 nucleotides. RefSeq names its product NAD(P)-binding domain. Bases 1 to 1134 code for a protein of 377 amino acids. Lineage: Eukaryota; Fungi; Ascomycota; Sordariomycetes; Hypocreales; Cordycipitaceae. The record is from RefSeq and is a predicted model, not a curated record. The transcript is spliced from 9 exons. Gene Ontology annotation, cellular component: mitochondrion. Gene Ontology annotation, molecular function: protein-containing complex binding.